AUGACGCACCAGGCAGUGGGUAUUUUUCAGCAUAUACAUGGAUAUGUUUACACACGAGCUUUGAUCUCAGCUUGUAAUAUGAAAGUGUUCGAUAUUUUAGCAUUCGGAAAGCAGACAGCUGAGGAGAUUAGUCAAGUUAUGGAAACCGACUUCUCGGCCACCCAGGACCUACUGAAUAUGCUUGUACUGAUGGGCUAUGUACAGAAAGGAGUACAAGAAGACUCUGCUUCUCCCAACGAUGGUUACACAAACAGUGAGUUGUCUUGCAAAUACCUGACAUCGUCAAGUCCUUAUUCGCUCAUCCCUGUAGUGGAGCUUACAGAUCAGAUGAUAUUCCAGUUAGCCCGAUACCUAACGUCCGCCAUUCGCGAAGGAAAAUCUCAGGUUGAACGGACGUUCGGAGAAUCAGUAUUUCUUUCCGAAAUGCUCGUCAUCGACCGUGAAAAAUGCGAGGGUUUCAUAAUGGCCAUGCAUUCAUUCAGAAAAGUGUUCGUCUGCGAUCCGGCUCAACAGUUGUUCGAACUGAAUUCACAUCGUUUAGCUUGUGAUUUCGGUGGGGGUACUGGGGUGAUAGCAUACUCACUAGCAGAUACCUACCCGAGCAUGCAGUUCGUAGUGUAUGAUCUACCAGCUGUUGUCGAAGUCGUUGAAAAGUUCCGUAACCAGGGGUCUAUGAGGACUAAAUCGUCCGUCUGUUUCCAAGGGGGCGAUCCACUACGCGACCCUCUUCCAAGAGUGGAUUUAUUUAUCCUGUCCAACACAGUAAAUAUUUGGCCUGGAGAUUUAUUUGCAAAUGUCCUUAAUAGAAUUUUUGAAGCCCUCCAACCUGGUGGCGCUGUUCUGAUAUUGGAACCGGUUCCAGGCGAUGAGAAGCCCACACAAAUACAUUCGUUGAUGUUCUCUUUAGUUUCACUGAUAUCCGUUGGAAGCAAAUGCCGAUCGUUUGAAGAAUAUCGCGAGCUACUUGAUAAACAUGGUUUUGUGAACAUCAUGCUGAAGAGAUCGGCAUCUCUUUGCGACGCAAUUAUGGCUACUAAACCCAUCACAAACACAUAA
Molecule: messenger RNA, 1056 nt
Organism: Saccoglossus kowalevskii
Lineage: Eukaryota; Metazoa; Hemichordata; Enteropneusta; Harrimaniidae
Product: putative bifunctional dTTP/UTP pyrophosphatase/methyltransferase protein
Molecular function (GO): protein dimerization activity; O-methyltransferase activity
Source: RefSeq, a predicted model, not a curated record